Molecule: messenger RNA, 2242 nt
Organism: Cucurbita maxima (winter squash)
Lineage: Eukaryota; Viridiplantae; Streptophyta; Magnoliopsida; Cucurbitales; Cucurbitaceae
Product: transcription factor bHLH62-like
Exons: 8
Coding region: 253-1878 (541 amino acids)
Biological process (GO): regulation of DNA-templated transcription
Cellular component (GO): nucleus
Molecular function (GO): protein dimerization activity; DNA-binding transcription factor activity
Source: RefSeq, a predicted model, not a curated record
CCCCACAUUUCUCACUCCAACUCUCUCUCUCUCUCUCUCCUCUGUAUUCUCUGUUUUUUGUUGUUUUUAAUCUUCUUCAUUUCGAGCCCACAAACUAACAAAGAAAUUAUUUCAUCAUUGCUGCUUCUUCACCUCUGCGAUUGUUUGUUUUUCUUUUUUUCUUGCGGAGAAAGUUUGUGGCUAGGGUUUUUUUUUGUUGAUUUUUCAUCUGGGGUUUCGAGUUUUUCUCUGAAUUUUGUGUUCUUGAUCGAUAUGGAGAACGAGUUCUUUAUGAACGAUGGAUGCGGUUUUUCUGGGAUGGAAAUUCAACCUAAUGAGUUGAAUUCGAGUGGGUUGUUUACUCCCAAUUGGGAGAAUUCGAUGGAUCAGAGCGAUCUCUUUGAGUCUACUUUGAGUUCAAUUGUGUCUUCUCCGGUGAAUUCUCACGCUGGAAAUGUUAUCGGCGGUGGCGGUGGAGGUGGAGACAACUUGAUGAUGCGAGAAUUGAUCGGAAGGCUUGGGAGUAUUUGCAAUUCUGGUGAGAUUUCGCCUCAUUCUUACAUUGGUGGAACGAACAAUAACAGUACGAACACUUCUUGUUACAACACGCCUUUGAAUUCUCCUCCCAAGCUCAAUUUGUCUUCGAUCGGAGGGAAUUUGAUUCCCCUUCAUCAAAAUCUGGCUCCAUUUUCGGCUGAUCCUGGGUUUACUGAGAGGGCUGCGAGAUUUUCUUGCUUUGGGAACAGGAAUCUUGCGGGCUUGAAUGGCCACUUGAGUUCUAAUGAAACCCUAGAAUUGGGAGCUGGGAUGGAAUCUGGAAAGCUAUCCAGAGUUUCAAGUAACAAAUCCUUCUACAUUGGUGGAAUUGGAUCCCAAAUGGGGGUUCAAGAAGGCGAGCAAAGCCCAAUCCAGAAGGGGAAUUCCAUGAGAAUCCCUAACAAGAAGGUACUGAACAGGUUUUUGAGGUCUUCGACCCCUGAAAACACCGGCGAUUCACCGGAGGGAUCGUCGGUUUCCGAACAGAUUACAAGUGGGGAAUUGGGUUUCAAAGGUAAACCAGAAAUCAACACUAGGAAAAGGAAAUCAAUUCUCACUGGACAAGCAAAAGAUUUGAAGGUUGCAGGAGAGAAGCAUGAAUCAAAUGGAAAGAAAAUCAAACCAGAUGAAGCUUCUAAGAAGGAGAUUGAUGCUGCAAAAGGGAAGGCAGAGGCCAAAGAUGGCUCAAAAGCUUUAGGAGUAGCAAAUCCUAAGCAAAAGAAUGACAAUUCAAAGCCUCCAGAGCCUCCGAAGGAUUAUAUCCAUGUCAGAGCUGGAAGGGGUCAAGCAACAGAUAGCCACAGUUUGGCUGAAAGAGUCCGACGAGAGAAAAUCAGCAAACGGAUGAAGUUUCUUCAAGAUCUCGUCCCCAGUUGCAAUAAGGUAACUGGGAAGGCUGUCAUGCUUGAUGAAAUCAUAAACUAUGUUCAGUCUUUGCAGCGCCAAGUUGAGUUUCUUUCAAUGAAAUUGACCACUGUCAAUCCAAGGAUGGAUUUGAACAUGGAGACCCUUUUGCCAAAGGAUAUCUUCAAAGGUCCCGGUUCGUCGUCGCUAACGGUUUACCCUAUGGAUUCAUCCAUGCCCGCAUUUGCAUAUGACUAUCAAUCUAUGCACAUGCCUCCUCUUCAUAGUAGCAUUUCUAAUGGGACAGAGAAGCAAUUCUCAGUUGCCUCAUCAAGUGAUCAGCCAAGAAAUCUAAGCGCACAAAUACCGAGUGGAUACAACGAAGUUGGGAACGGAAUCCAAAUUUCAAAGUUCUGGGAGGAUGAACUCCACACCGUAGUUCAAAUGGGUUAUGGACAAAACCAGCUGCAGAUUUCUAAUGGCUCUAUGGCUGCAGAUGAGAUGAAAAGUGAACGGUAAAAGACUCCAGAACAGAAACUGCUGAAUUCCAUGGCGGCCUCCCCAAGGUGAGAGAGGCUUUUUCUGUACAUAGAGAGGGAUUCCAGUUCCAUUCUUUCUUCUUUUUGGUUCUUUCUGAAAAUUAUGUGUCAGCCACUCAUUCUUUUGGAGCGUUCUUUCAAGAAUUCCUCUCUGUAUAAUGCUAGAACUAAUUGGCAGCGAAAACUGGUGGUGGCCUCAUUUUUUAUCAGACCACAUUUAUGCUUUUAAUAGCCAUUGUAAAAGUAGUGUUGGAAAAAGAUUGAAAAGUUCUGACAUUCAAUCCAACCAUUUGUAUUAUUACUACUCAUAAAUCAUAAAUGUUAUCAUUGUUCCUCUUAGACAA